Chenopodium quinoa (quinoa) is the source of this 699-nucleotide messenger RNA. RefSeq lists its product as uncharacterized. The transcript has a single exon. The record is from RefSeq and is a predicted model, not a curated record. NCBI's taxonomy places the organism in Eukaryota, Viridiplantae, Streptophyta, Magnoliopsida, Caryophyllales, Amaranthaceae. Gene Ontology annotation, molecular function: nucleic acid binding; RNA-DNA hybrid ribonuclease activity. Bases 1 to 699 code for a protein of 232 amino acids.
AUGAAGGCUCGACUUGUGCAGAGACAUAUCACUAAUAAUGUGUCUUGCCAGAUUUGUGGGGCUGAAAGUGAAACGAUCAUUCACUCUUUGUUUAAAUGCUCAGCUGCUCAGGAAAUAUGGGAUCAUAGUGAUCUGCUAGAGUAUUUGGUUGAUGCUCAUACUGAGUCUUUCGUGGCAAGGUGGAACUGGCUCUAUGGCAAGGUGGAAGGGAAGGUGCUUAGGCGUAUGACAACUUUGAUGUGGGUUGCUUGGCGUUGCGAGAACCUUAUUUUCUUUGAGAAUGAGCACCCGAAUGUUGUCAUGCUUGCUGCAGAUUAUUGUAGGCUGGUGGAUGAUUAUAUGGAGUAUGCAAAGAAGGUGUUUUUCCCUGCUACCCCCAACUACUAUUGGCAGCAACAAUUCUGGAAAUGUCCCCCUCGAGGAUGUAUCAAGGCGAAUGUCGAUGCUUACGUUCCUGCAGUUGACAAAGCUGGACUUGGGGUGGUCCUUAGGGAUGAAGCUGGCAGCAUUGUAUUAACAACAACAAAGAUGGCAGAGCUUGCUACCCCUGAGUGUGUUGAAGCCCAAGCAAUGAGAUACGCCCUGUCCAUUACAAAACGGAUUGGCUACAUUAAUCUUUGGAUCGUGUCUGAUGUUGUCAAUGUUAUAAAAACCAUCACUCUCGAGUCACAUGGUCGAUCCCUAAUUCAUCUCAUUUAG